AUGCUGAUGGUCUUCGCAGCGCCGCAAGCAGAAGCGUGCAGCGCAGUGUCGAUGUCGCGAGUAUGCGUCAUUGGCUGCGGCGCCAGCGGCAUCGCUGCCAUACGUCAAUUCAAGGCUGCCGGCUUCUCCGUCACGGCAUAUGAAGCUCGAUCAUCUCCUGGCGGCGCUUGGAUCCUCGAUCGCGAUCCUGGACCUUGCAAGAUCUCAUUCGAUGCUGCUGGCAGAGCAGUCGCCCGGGGCAGCUCGAUCAGUCUACCUGCGACGCCCAUGUAUCCGGGUCUGAGGAGCAACCUGCCGAAAGAUCUCAUGUCGUUUCGUACGCAACGGUUUGAAGCUGCAACCAAUUUUGCUGGGCCUGACGAGGUGACGUCGUACCUCUGCAAAGUGCUUGGGAAGGACAGCGAUGUCGUCAAAUUCAACACUAUUGUCACAAGAUUGCGGCAUGCCAGGGGAAAGGGAUCUUGGAAAGUGACGACGCGCAGGCUGGACUCGGAGGAAGUCGAGGCGACAACAGAGUACGAUUGGGUCUGCGUCGCCAACGGUCAUUACACUGUGCCAUACAUACCGCCCAUCGAGAACUUGUGGACCUUCCCCAAGAUAGCGCACGCCCGGUGGUACCGCCGCGCGCAAGACUUUGCAAAUGAACGGUGUCUCGUCGUCGGCGCUGGCCCGUCAGCGCAGGAUGUCCUGCGAGAGAUCGCCGUGUCCUCGCCCGAUGUACGCGUAGUCCAGAGCUGUCACGGUGGUCAGACAGAAGCAAGGGAUGGCGUCGAGCAAGACUGGGUUUCUCGAAUCUCAGUCGUACCGCCCAUAGAACGCACAGAGGGCAAUGGCAUCCACUUUAUAGACGGCACGCAUCGUGACGACAUCACGCUCAUCUUAUUCGCGACAGGCUACUCUUAUCACUUCCCGUUCUGUCAUACGGAGGAUGCGCCAUUUUCCGCAGCACCGCUCACGAGUGAACGACCGCAUCCUCAUGUGCCCCCGCCUCCCUCAUUCGUCGACACAGCAGCCCGAGCCGUGGGAGGACCAUCUGUACUUCAUCUCGCAGAGGGAGACAUCUUCUACGAACCCGAUCCGAGCCUUGCGUUUCUUUGCCUUGCCAAGAUGAUCGUUCCCUUUCCUCUGGCGGAUGCACAAGCGCGCUAUGUCGCUCGAACCUGGCGAGCUGCUGCAAACGUCAAUGACAUCAGUCUCAAGCCCGGCAGAGUACAAGAGCCAACAAAGGCGCAUGUACUAGGAUAUCCUGCCGAGUUUGAUCUCUCGGACUCGCUGAUGUUGUCUGUCGGUGAGGGCAGACACGACGAUGACGAUCGAGAUCAUGACGAAGAGGGCCGUUUCUUCGAGACACCGCAAUGGCGUAGAGAACUCCGAGAGAAAGCAAAAUUACUUAGACUCGCAGAAUUAGGCUACAAAUAG
Messenger RNA from Mixia osmundae IAM 14324, 1419 nucleotides. RefSeq lists its product as uncharacterized. Gene Ontology annotation, molecular function: N,N-dimethylaniline monooxygenase activity; NADP binding; flavin adenine dinucleotide binding. Bases 1 to 1419 code for a protein of 472 amino acids. The record is from RefSeq and is a predicted model, not a curated record. NCBI's taxonomy places the organism in Eukaryota, Fungi, Basidiomycota, Mixiomycetes, Mixiales, Mixiaceae. The transcript has a single exon.